Molecule: messenger RNA, 2238 nt
Organism: Trichobilharzia regenti
Lineage: Eukaryota; Metazoa; Platyhelminthes; Trematoda; Strigeidida; Schistosomatidae
Source: the annotation of a GenBank genome assembly
AUGGUUGACCUCGACACCAUUGAUAUCAGCAACCUGAAUAGACAAUUUUUUUCCACAAAAAACACGUUGGGCGGUCCAAAGCAGAGACGGCUAGAUUUAACGUCUUGGCCUUUAAACCAUCUGCUAACAUUAUCGCUUAUCACAAAAGUAUUUUUAGCUCCACAUUUAAUUCAACGUUUUUUUGAGAAGUUUACUGUAGUUUUCAAUGCUCUAGACAAUCUUGCUGCACGAAAACAUGUUAAUCGUAUGUGUGUAUCGGCAAAGAUUCCUUUAGUCGAAUCCGGCACUGCUGGUUACUUGGGACAAGUUGAACCAUUGCUUCCUGCCAUUCGAACAGAGGAGUCAUCAAAUUCGGAUGGUGUCUUAACUUGUCGUACUGGAUGUUAUGAAUGUCAACCUCGUGGUUUAGGUCAACGUCACUUUCCUGCUUGUACUAUACGUAAUACACCGUCUGAACCAAUCCAUUGUGUUGUAUGGGCAAAAUAUUUAUUCAACCAGUUAUUUGGUCAGUCGGAUGUCGACGAUGAAGACAUCUCUCCAGAUUUCUCAGAUCCAGAUUUACAUCACAAUAAUAAUAGUAAUCAUAGUCAGAGUGAAGUAAAGUUGCCUACGAGUAGCCCCACCACUGAAGCCAAUGAUACACAUAAUUCGGAUGGCUUGAACAAUUCAGGCUUAAAUAAACCUAGUCAGUUAACCCUAAGAGAAUGGUUUCGACAGUUGUGGUCUAACAAAGCUAAUCAUUCUAACUCAACAGAUAACGAGUUAUCAUCUACUGCUAGUAGUUCACUGGCUUGGAGAUUAUUUCAUCGUGAUAUUGUCACUUUGAUCGGUAUGCGUGAUCUAUGGGUAGAUCGUCAGGAUCGUCGUGAACCAAAUCCAUUGGAGAUGUCUACAUUGAAGGAGGCAAUAAACUACAACUCAGAAUCGUCAUGUUCAUCACAUGACUCAUCGAAUUUUUAUGAACUACGAGAUCAACGUAAAUUGUCCAUAUCUGGUUGGCUUGACAUCUUCUUGAAUUCGGUUGAGAAAUUACAAAAACGAGUAGAAGAUGGCGGUGGAGACAAGUUUUUAGUAUGGGAUAAGGAUGAUCAAGAGGCUAUGGAUUUUGUGGCAUCCGCUGCUGUCAUUCGUUCACAAGUGUUCCACUCACCUGGUGCUGAUCAACUCACUCGAUUUACAAUCAAAUCUUUAGCCGGGAAUAUCAUUCCUGCGGUGGCGUCUACAAAUGCAAUAGUCGCUGGGCUAAUGGUACUUCAAGCCAGACAUAUUUUAUCUAAACAUUACGAGCGUGUACGCACCGUCUACCUCCAUCGUCAACCAACUGGUCGUCGUGGUAAUCGUCGCCUUGUUGUCCCAGUGAAACCUGCACCACCAAAUCCCUCUUGUCUGGUGUGUAGUGAUACAAUCAAAAAUUCCCAGCUACGCUUAGUCUGUGCACCAGAAAUGCUCACCCUGCGUAUUCUACGUGAUCGUAUUCUAAUCCGACAUUUAGGCAUGUUAGCGCCAGAUGUAGAACUGUCUGAUCGUGGUGUUAUUUUGAUAUCAAGUGAAGAGGGUGAAACAGACGAAGAUACAUUGAAUAAAACUCUUGGUGAGUUCAAUGUCACUCAGGACACAUGUUUGCAGUGUGAUGACUUUCGUCAAGACUUCACUGUGCGCCUUAUUGUAUCUUGUGCUAGUCCAGAGUUAGCAAAUGCACUGCCAAACAAUUUAUCGUUAUCAAACAACAGUCUACCUAUACAACAACAGCAGCUCGAUAGUGAUAAUCAGUUUGAACAAUGGCGUAUUUUAGGCAAUGUGGAUUCAGUGCUAACAAGUGUCAAAGGCAGUAAUAGCAAUAAUUCAGCAGCAUCAUCGUCCAUACCUGAAGAAAUUAUGAUAAUGAAUGGAAAUGUAGCUAAGCACGAAGCUUCGUUGAAUAGUAAAGAUGAUGUAAAUAUCAGUGUCAACGGGGCCAGUGAUACCGAUUCAACUGUAAUUCAAUUCAUCGAUGAAUCUAUUGACCCACCUCCAUCGUCGUCAUCAUCGUCAAAUAGUCAGAAGUUUGAAGUCAGUUCAAAGCGUAAACUGCAAAAUGCUGAAUUCACUGAAAAUCAUUGUCAAAUCAAAAGGGCAAGAGUCGAUAUCGAUGUUGAUAAUGAACACAACAAUUCUUCUGUAUUAUCGCCUUAUGAGAUUAUACCUACUGUCAACGUAGAUUCUGAUGAUGACGAUUUAAUCCUUAUUGAGUGUGAAUAA